CUGAGAACCUCCAACUCCUCUCAAGUCCUCAACACUACUCCAGCCCACACUCCACCAUGACCGGCUCCUGCUGUGGCUCCUUCUCCUCCCAGAGCUGUGGAGGCUGCUGCCAGCCCUGCUGCAGCCGCGACCCCUGCUGCUGCCGCCCCGUGUCCUGCCAGACCACCGUGUGCCGCCCUGUGACCUGUGUGCCCCGCUACACGCGCCCCAUCUGUGAGCCCACAGGCCGCCCCAUCUGCUGCGACCCCUGUGGCCUGCAGGAAGGCUGCUGCCGCCCCAUCACCUGCUGCCCAACGUCCUGCACGGCCGUGGUCUGCAGACCCUGCUGCUGGGCCUCCACCAACUGCCAGAUCAUCAGUGUGCAGGCGCCCUGCUGCCGCCCCCGCUGCUGCCAGCCUGCGCCCUGCCGCACCAUCUGCAGGACCUCCUGCUGCAACCCCUGCUGCUAA
Marmota flaviventris (yellow-bellied marmot) is the source of this 449-nucleotide messenger RNA. RefSeq names its product keratin-associated protein 2-1-like. NCBI's taxonomy places the organism in Eukaryota, Metazoa, Chordata, Mammalia, Rodentia, Sciuridae. The record is from RefSeq and is a predicted model, not a curated record. Gene Ontology annotation, cellular component: keratin filament.